CCAGCUGGGGAGGGAGGAAGAGGUGAGAGCGGAGCUGCGAGGUCUGAGCCCGGGCUGCUUCUGCGAGUGAGGGAGACAGAGAUUGUGAAGCACCACGGAAAUGGCUGUUGCUGAGGCCGUGUCCCCGCUCGCUAACCUCACCUCUGGCAACCAGAGCAGCUGUAACGUGCACAACCACUACUUCUCUGCCAAAGUCACCUUCUCUCUCUUCUACACUGCCCUGCUGGUGUUCGGCUCAUGCGGAAACAUCCUGGCCCUCUGCAUCACCUUCCAGCGCAGGAAGAAGAAACUAAACUCCACCAACCUCUACCUGGUGAAUCUGGCCCUGUCUGAUGCCCUCUUCACCCUGGCGCUGCCGGGCAGGAUCACCUACUACAUCCUGGAGUUUGAUUGGCCCUUUGGGGAUUGGUUCUGCCGGGCUACAGCCUUCAUCUUCUACAUGAACACCUAUGUGGGCAUCUACUUCAUGACCUGUGUGAGUGUGGACCGCUACAUCGCUGUGGUGCGCACCAGGCACCCUGGCAGGAUCCGAAAGAUGAGUCGUGCCAGGGGCGUCUGCGUCCUCAUCUGGUUCCUAGUGUUCGUGCAGACGGCGCCGCUGCUUUUGCGGCCCAUGACACGGCGUAUGGGGGACAAGUUGACGUGCAUGGAGUACUUCAACUUUGAGGAGGUGCCCAAGCUGCCCUACCUGCUCUUGGGGGCCUGUGUGCUCGGCUUCUUCCUGCCCGUGGGCAUCAUCUUGGUGUGCUACGUACGGAUCAACCUCAAGCUCUGCCAGACGGCCAAGGAGAACCCACUGACAGUGAAGAAUGGGCACCACCGCCGGGCCUUCACUGUCAUCCUAGUAGUGUUGCUGGCUGUCCUGCUGUGCUUCAGCCCUUACCAUCUCAACAUCGUCCAGUUUAUGGUAAGGAAGAUCCUGUAUCAGCCAUCCUGCCGUGAGCAGCAAGCCUUCAAGAUGUCCCUGCAAGUCACUGUGGCGUUCAUGAACCUCAACUGCUGCAUUGACCCCAUCAUCUACUUCUUUGCUUUUCGAGGCUACAAGCGGAGGCUGCUCCGCAUCUUCAGGAACAGCGGCUCCAUGGCCACCUCCUCCACUGCCAAGACCCCAUCAGAGAGCAACAGCAACAGCCAGCCACCUGGCUCCGUGUCUGUCUAGUGGCACAACCCCCUCCCUUUCGCUCUGGGCUUCAGCUUAUGGACCAUCCCCUGUGGCAGCAGCCGGAACCCAGGCGCAGAGCAGGACCUGCACCUCCGACAGGCUUCAAUCGCCCUCCUGCCCGGAGCCAGGGGCUCUUGCCAGGCCAACUCUCCUCUCCGCUGGGGCAGAUUUCUGCUCUCCGAGGCACAGGGCCACUGGCCCUGCCCAGCUCUGCACACCUGGCUCCACGUUUGGCACUGCUGGACCCACUGUCCCCAUGCAUGGCAGGGCGGGAUGGAGCACGUUCUCAUCCAGCCCCCGAGGAGGCAGCUCAGGCAACGGCACCGGGUGGCAAAUGCGGCAGGGGGUUUCCCGGCGCCGCACCCUCCCACGCGUGUCCCACAUCCCCUGGGGCCCAUGGCUGCCGGUAACCACAGGGCUGGCGUGGCUCUCCCUGCAUCCUCCCCCUUCACCGCUCCCCAUAAUGCUGGGGCUGCAUCCCUGCGGGGCUUGGAGCCGCCAGCAUGGGCUGCGCAAGCUCAGGGUAGUCUGGGAAAAGGCUGGGAUGUUACUUCCAUGCAGAAAAGAUGGCUCUGCUGCCCAGAGCUCCCUCCUAGAGCUUACAAAUGCCAACAGCUCUCUACUCUGCCCCCACCCAGGGUCGGUGUCCUGCUGUAGCACCCAGGCGUGGUACGGGGUGAGUGCGAACCGUGAGCGGGGUGGGAGGUGCCAAUACAAUACUUUGCAGGGGAAGAUAAGCAAGGUAGUGAGUUUGCACAGCUCCUGGGAGUGUCACUGCCUGUAUUUGCUCUUUUGGCCGCUGCUCCUUCCCGAGGGGUGCCCUUCCCUGUAGCUCACGGUGCUGCGGUCUUGUGGGGACCUGCUGUCAAAGAGGGUGUAACAGGGCUCGCCUAGCUCACAGCUUCAGUGUAAGCCUGCAAAAGCACUUUGCGCUCAGCCUGGGGUUUCUGUUACUGGCUCCCCGUGCCCUUGCAGGUGCUGGGGAGGAGAUGCCUGGAAGAGUUGGGUUUGCUGGCCAGCACUUUCCAGGGAAGCCUUCAAACAGGUCGUGCUUAUAACUUGAAAUAAGUUGAGGACAGGUGACUGAACAUGGCCUUACGUAGCCUUAGCUGACCUUUGCUUGAACAUGAGGAGCUGCUGCCUGAGUCGGUGCGCAAGUCAGUUCAAGUGCCUUACUCAGGACAGGUUAUGUACAACCAGAGAGAGGGGGAGGAGCCGCGCGGUCUGGUUCUUGUCCAUGUUGGAAGUCAGGUGGCGAGGAGAAAUCCAGCAUGUCCAAGGACCUCUCCAACCCUUUUCCGUAAUCACCAAACUACGAGGCUUUCACCGAUGAGAAGCACACACACACAAUUAUGCAGUUCCUGGGAUGCCUGUUUUAUAUCUGACGUUGGAAGGAACAGAGGGACACACACAGAGAUUAAGAGGAGAAAAAACACCUUUAUUUUGCUUAAAAGUAAACGUUUCAUGAACUGACAUUUUUAAUUAAUAUAAAUCAUUCUAGAAGGUAAUAACCUUUUUUUAUUGCUAGAAGGUUAAUAAUACAGCCAUGUGCAGCCCUUUAUUGUUUAAAUGCACAUGAAUUAGCUUCUGGAUGAUGAUGGCUUUACCUUCUGCUUAGGUAACUAACAUCCCAAAGGCUGACUGAGAGGGACGCACAGAAUAACUUAGGUCCAUUCAGGAGGUUGACCUCCCUUUCAGAUUAUCUGAGCCCUACUCAAAGCCAGGCUAACUUCAGUGGACUGGACUGAAGAGAGCCUGUGUCCUCAAAAUCAUGUUACAAUGGACAAGGAAGAGCUGGUAUGCAGUAUUUAGGAGUAUCAAUGGUCCACACACUGUAAGGGAGCCUGGUUAGACCAGUGGUUACUGUGUAAUUAUGGUGCACUGCUGGAAAUUAUUCAAGAAACGUUGUCUGGAAGGGAUCUCUGUGCAUCCCCUAGUCCAACAUCCUACUCCAAGCAGGACCAUCACUGACACUAUAUCAGGUCAGCCAUGGCUUUGUCUAGCUGAAUCCUGAAAACCUGUGAGGAAGAAGACUCCAUCACCUCUCGGACUGACCCGCUUCAGUGCUGCAUCACCCUCCCAGUGAAAACAUUUCUCCUAAUGUCCAGUCUGAAGCCUCCAAUCCACAACUGGUGGCUGUUGCCCUGUUAUGUCAUCUGCUACUACCUAGAAGAGUUUGUCAUCUUUGUAACUCAAGUUCCUAUAGGAUUGUAAAGGUCUAACAUUAUAGGGGCUGCUGGAAGAACAAAAGGAAGUAUUACACAGCUAUAGCUCUUAAACAAGCCUCCACAUUAACACUGCAGCACAGUUCUACAG
Molecule: messenger RNA, 3478 nt
Organism: Dromaius novaehollandiae (emu)
Lineage: Eukaryota; Metazoa; Chordata; Aves; Casuariiformes; Dromaiidae
Product: G-protein coupled receptor 183-like
Exons: 2
Coding region: 101-1159 (352 amino acids)
Biological process (GO): G protein-coupled receptor signaling pathway
Cellular component (GO): membrane
Molecular function (GO): G protein-coupled receptor activity; oxysterol binding
Source: RefSeq, a predicted model, not a curated record